Molecule: messenger RNA, 447 nt
Organism: Knipowitschia caucasica
Lineage: Eukaryota; Metazoa; Chordata; Actinopteri; Gobiiformes; Gobiidae
Source: the annotation of a GenBank genome assembly
AUGAAGACCGAUGACGAGGUCGAGGCACACCGAGCAGUCACAGUUGGAGUGGAGGCAGAUGAGGCGGAGGAGAUGAAUGAUUCUGUCUCUUUGAUGAAUGUCACCUCGGGGCCCAUGACACCUGCUGACAGCUCCGGGCCUUCUGAUUGGCCGAGAGCAGCCCAGGUUCAGAGAGAGGCUAAUGGUUCUGAUGUGGACAACAAAUCACGCCAUGCAGACUACGCCCCCCAGCUCCAAAUAGAUCAGAUCGAGACAAUGUUGGCACUGGGGCUUUUUAUCCUGCCGCCUCCGAAGAAAUAUGACAUUGAAUCAGAUGCCGCUCGACUGGGUGUGUGCGCGGCCAUCUCUCCCUUCAUCUCCUCUUUCAUGCUUCACAUCCCUCACUUAGCCUAUCUCUCCCCUCCUCCCAAAGCUUCCUCGCUCGCCCGCCCAUGUCCUUCCUCUUGA